CUCCGAGUGCGAGGUUUCAGAUUCGUGCGCGCUGCGGCGGCGGAGGCGGUUCUGAGGCGAGAAGGAACAUGGCGGUGCAGAAGGCUGUUUGCGUCAUGGCCGGCGACUCCCCCGUCAAAGGCGUCAUUUUCUUCGAGCAGAAGGGUAGCGGACCUGUAACUGUUUCAGGAAGUAUUAGUGGGUUGACUCCAGGAAAACAUGGGUUCCACGUCCAUGAAUUUGGAGACAACACAAACGGAUGUACCAGUGCAGGCCCUCACUUCAAUCCUGAGGGGAAAACUCAUGGUGGACCAGAAGAUGAAGAAAGGCAUGUUGGUGAUCUUGGAAAUGUGACUGCAGAUGGUUCAGGUGUAGCAACAGUAUCAAUACAGGACCAAAUUAUUUCUCUCUCGGGGCCACAUUGCAUUAUCGGACGUACUAUGGUGGUUCAUGAAAAAGUUGAUGAUCUGGGUAAAGGAGGAAAUGAAGAGAGCAAGAAAACUGGAAAUGCUGGUGCUCGUCUAGCUUGUGGUGUGAUUGGACUGGCCAAGGCUUAAGAUCUUUGACAGUGGCACUCUAUACCAAAACCUACGUGCAGAAUGUAAAUGUACCUAUAGAACUAGCAAUUAUUUGGCUUUGUUUAGGAUAAGAAGCAACUGUUUAAUCUUACGACUCUGUUAAUUGGGGUGUAAACCAAUAAGUUGUCUUAUUUUGUAUACCUUGUAAUUAAAGUGGCAGUCAAACAUUA
Lacerta agilis (Sand lizard) is the source of this 727-nucleotide messenger RNA. RefSeq names its product superoxide dismutase 1 (gene SOD1). Bases 69 to 536 code for a protein of 155 amino acids. Gene Ontology annotation, molecular function: copper ion binding; superoxide dismutase activity. The transcript has 5 exons. Gene Ontology annotation, cellular component: peroxisome; mitochondrion; cytosol. Gene Ontology annotation, biological process: removal of superoxide radicals. The record is from RefSeq and is a predicted model, not a curated record. Lineage: Eukaryota; Metazoa; Chordata; Lepidosauria; Squamata; Lacertidae.